Molecule: messenger RNA, 2044 nt
Organism: Clarias gariepinus (North African catfish)
Lineage: Eukaryota; Metazoa; Chordata; Actinopteri; Siluriformes; Clariidae
Gene: khdrbs1a
Product: KH domain containing, RNA binding, signal transduction associated 1a
Exons: 9
Coding region: 102-1274 (390 amino acids)
Biological process (GO): regulation of alternative mRNA splicing, via spliceosome
Cellular component (GO): nucleus
Molecular function (GO): poly(A) binding; mRNA binding
Source: RefSeq, a predicted model, not a curated record
UACGGGUAGGGGAAAAGACGCAACGACCACCGUUGUUAGAGAGAAGCUGCACACAUCCUCCGUGCUUCUCUACGCUCCGCUAAACCACACACACAGGAUUAAUGGAUGCGAACCGUAACAACAGCAUCAAAGGAAAGAAACCGAACAACAACAACAGCAAUAACAAUCCCAACAUGGUGGAGAGCGAGAGUAAAUACCUGCCGGAGCUGCUGGCGGAGAAGGACAGCCUGGACGCGUCUUUCACUCACGCCAUGAAACUGCUCGCUGCAGAGAUUGAACGGAUUCAGAAAGGUGAGCCGAAAAAAGAUGGCGAGACGUACCUGGAUCUGUUUACUGCCAAAAACGUCCGGGUGAAAGAACGAGUGCUUAUUCCUGUCAAGCAGUAUCCUCGGUUCAACUUUGUGGGGAAGAUUCUCGGACCCCAGGGCAGCACCAUCAAAAGACUGCAGGAGGAAACUGGGGCAAAGAUCUCAGUCCUGGGCAAGGGCUCAAUGAGGGACAAGAACAAGGAAGAAGAGCUUAGGAAGGGAGGAGAGCCCAAAUACGCUCACCUGUCCAUGGAGCUGCAUGUGUACAUUGAAGUGUUUGCGCCGAUCCCUGAAUGUUACCUUCGUAUGGCUCACGCUAUGGAAGAGGUCAAGAAGUUCCUCAUGCCUGUGGACAAUAUGGAAGAGAUGCACCAGGAUCCUUUCAUGGAUGUGGGAUAUUUGAAUGGUGCCCAGGAUGCGCCCACACGCGGCCGUGGAGGCCCUGGCCGGGGUCGCGGUGGCCCACCACUUCCCAUGCCCGGAGCCAGGGGUCGCGGCAUGCUCCCUCGUGGUGGUGCCCCUCGUGGCGGUGCCCCCAGAGGAGGCCCAGGAAGAGGUGGAGCAGCUAGAGGAGCACCCGUGGGCAGGGGCGGACACCCGUCUGCUUCUUCUAAUCGUGGAGGUGCUGCUGGACGCUCCCGCCCCCCAGCUGCCUCACAGAGGAUGGCACCUGCACCCGCGCUCUCUCAUCAGCAGCAUCAAGCGCCAGAGUCGUAUGAGGAAUACUCAUAUGAAGAGAACUACGCCGAAACUCCUUAUGAAGGUUAUGAAAACUAUUACAGCCAGUCAGCACCACAGGGGGAAACUGAAUACUAUGACUACGGCCAUGGUGAGGCUCAGGAGAACUACGAAUCGUACGCUGAAGACGAUUGGGAGGGUGCUGCUUGGGGCAGCGGCGGAGGCAAAGCUCCUCCUGCCCGCCAGAAUAAAGGCAACUACCGUGAACACCCGUAUGGAAGAUUCUGAGACGUGACACUCACUCGGGUUGCCAGGGCAACCGCCUCCAAUUGUAACUCCUUUUAACAGCUCAAAGUAAUUUUUAGACAUUGAUAUUUUGUCCUUGUUUUUGUUUUUUAUAAAUAUAUUAUUUUAAUAGUAUUCUGGUAAAAGCUUUUUUUUUCCCCUUGCUGCAUUAAGUAAUAUGCUCAGAGUUUGGUUUUAGCGCUUCAUCUUUGCGUUUGUUGGCUUGUGCAGUAUGCGUGCUGAGAUUUUCAUUUAUUUUUGAAUAUGUAGUUAUUUUGGAUAAAAAGUAAAGGCCUGGUUGAUUCCUACAAAUAGUCAAUCAACUUUUGCGCAAAAAGUGUAUUGUGAUCCUUUCGGAAAAAAAAGAUUCAACGGUUAUGAAAGUGUUUAAAAGCCGCUGUACAAUCCCUAACACUAAAAGCCAACCUUAAACCUGACGGGUAUAGACGAGUGAGCUAUUUGACAAGUUGAACUGAAUCCAGAAUUUACUCUGAAGAAAUAAAAUGUUCAAUUUCAGGCGCAGUAUUUUGUUCAAAAGGAUAAAAAAAAAGUCAAAUCCCGUUGAUUUAUGAACUUUCUCUUUGUAAUGGAAAAAAUGUGGCCAGUUUAAACUUGUAUAUAAGUUACCAAUGGCUAAUCGUUUUAUUUUGCUGUCUAUAGAUUUUUUUUUUUCACCAAAAUACUUGUGUUCGUUGCCUAAAUAGGGAACUAAACAUGUUUUUUCUGUAGUAUUUCAGUCAAUAAAGCGCAGUCUUGUUUUCCAGCUAACAAAA